AUGUUCUCUGCCUUCCUCCGUCGAGCCACCUCCGUCAAGGAAAAGAUCCCGAUCUUGAACAAACUGCACCUCAACUUCAUUUUCCUCCACUAUGCCUAUAUCAUGUCCUGGGCCAUUCUGGGUUCAAUCAUCCUGUACCCGGAGGGCAACAUCCGCUACAUCGAUGCCCUCUUCCAAGCCGCCGGCGCCGCCACCCAGAGUGGACUGAACACCGUCGAUCUCAAUGGCCUCCGACUCUACCAACAGAUAUUCCUGUACCUGAUUACGUGUCUGUGUACCCCGAUCUUCAUUCACAGCGCGCUGGUAUUCAUCCGAUUAUACUGGUUCGAAAAGCGUUUCCAGCACGUGGUUCGAGACGCUCGAAUAAUGCGACGGACCCGGUCGCGGAUGGACACCGUAACCGUGGACCGGGAAAGCGAAGAUGUCAACCGGGCGGAGCUGGGAGUCAGCGGGCGACCGAUUGUCGUGGUCCGGGAUGGUGAGGGCGAUGCGCGGGACGGUCGGUUGACGGAUGCGGCCAGCAAAGCCGUCGAUUCCGGGAUCAACACCCCGGCACGGACAGCGAGCGUCGACUCCAGCUCUGAGGACACAGACACCAGCGCCGAGCCGCGAUUUGGACUUGGUAGCUUGAAAGUGCCAACGCGUCUGGAUCCCGAGCGACACAUUGCUUUCUUGGAAAAACAGCGGAAGGAUAAAGGUGCGCUGCGCAUUCCCAGUCCUCGGGAGUACGAUCGGGGUGGUGCGCCCGAGGCGUUAGAAGAGGAUUUGGAACAGGAGGAUGAGCAGGCUCAGCCCUCCGAUGACCGCAAGAACGUCGCAGAACACCCUGAAGACCAUGAUCAGCUUGGUCCACUCGAAGGACCGCACAUUACCAUCAAUGAGCCGGACAUUCCCAGAAAUCGGCCUCGCGGCAACACCUUCCCUCGAUUGGAAACGCGUCCUACUUUCCGUGAAACCAAGGACGGCAAUGAAACUACGACCCUCGCACCUACCACAACCAAGAACACGUUCAGGAGCGUGUUCAGGUCUCUGACGCAAGAGCGGGAUCUCAACACCCAGCCUUACCUCAGCUGGAAUGCGACAGUGGCCCGAAACUCCAAUUUCGUUGAUUUGACCGAGGAGCAGCGUGAUGAGCUUGGCGGUAUCGAAUACCGUGCGCUUAAGACCCUUGCAGUUGUUCUCAUUACCUACUAUGUCGGCUUCCAUCUGAUCGGUAUGCUGAGCAUGAUCGGCUGGAUCAUGACAGAGGACAAAUGGGGCAAUGUCGUACGUGCGGACGGAGUCGGCCGACCGUGGUGGGGAAUCUUCACUGCUGCUUCUGCGUUCAACGAUCUGGGUUUCACGUUGACACCCGACUCCAUGUACUCCUUCCAGACAGCGGUCUUUCCUUUGCUGAUGCUGUCAUUCUUGAUCAUCAUCGGUAACACCGCCUUCCCGUGCAUGCUUCGUCUCAUGAUCUGGGUUCUCUCGAAAUUCACUCGCACUGGCUCUGCCCUUUGGGAAGAGCUGAAGUUCCUCUUGGACCACCCCCGCCGAUGCUUCACUCUCCUGUUUCCCCGAAACGCUACAUGGUGGCUGUUUGCCAUUCUCGUGGCUCUCAACGGUAUUGAUCUGAUCUUCUUCGUGAUUCUGGAUCUCAAAGAUUCUGCCGUCACGGCGCUAUCUCCUGGCAUCCGAGUCGUGGAUGGCUUCUUCCAAGCUGCUGCCACACGAACCGCCGGUUUUGGAAUCAUCAGUCUAUCGGAACUGCACCCGGCAAUCCAAGUCUCCUACCUGAUCAUGAUGUAUAUCUCCGUCUUCCCUAUCGCCAUCUCCAUGCGUCGAACCAAUGUCUACGAAGAGAAGAGUCUGGGAAUUUAUGAUGCCGCCGAUGAAGACCACGACGAGGAAACGAACGCCCCUACCUAUAUCGGAGCUCACUUGCGACGCCAGCUGAGUUUCGAUUUAUGGUACGUGUUCUUGGGUCUUUUCAUCAUCGCUAUUUCCGAAGGUGGUCGAUUGCAGGAAGAUACCGACUACUCAUUCCAGCUGUUCACCGUCCUCUUCGAAGUCGUGUCAGCAUAUGGAACUGUCGGUCUAUCUUUCGGAUACCCAACUGCCAACACCUCUUUCUCGGGGCAGUUCAACGUGGUAUCGAAACUAGUCAUCAUCGCCAUGCAAGUUCGUGGUCGGCACCGUGGCCUCCCCUACGCUCUGGAUAGGGCCGUGCUUCUGCCCUCCGACGCGCUCAAUAGACACGAAGCGGAGCAGGAUGAACGUCGCUUGCAGCGCCGUGCAUCAAACCUCAGUGGUGGCGAAUCCUUCGCACGUUCGCGUUCUUUCGCCCCUGCACAGUCUCGCACCCUCUCCCAAGCGAGAAAUGACGGCGGUGUUGCGUCCGGCCAUGAGUCUCAUGACUGGAGCUUGAAUCCUGCGCCGAAUGCGCCUUCCGUUGUCAAGCGCUCCUCGACUGUUCGAUCUAACCGGUAG
Penicillium brevicompactum is the source of this 2469-nucleotide messenger RNA. Its product is annotated as potassium ion transporter. Lineage: Eukaryota; Fungi; Ascomycota; Eurotiomycetes; Eurotiales; Aspergillaceae. The record is from RefSeq and is a predicted model, not a curated record. Gene Ontology annotation, cellular component: plasma membrane. Gene Ontology annotation, molecular function: high-affinity potassium ion transmembrane transporter activity. Gene Ontology annotation, biological process: intracellular potassium ion homeostasis; potassium ion import across plasma membrane. The transcript has 2 exons. The coding region runs from base 1 to 2469 and encodes 822 amino acids.